CGUCGACGCCUCCCGCCCCCUUUGCUGAUGCGGGCAAGUCAUGCGGCCUACUCCAGUGUUUGGAUUCGGGGUUUGUUGGACCGCAGGCGGGGCAGACAUGGCGGACAAGUGGAAGUGUGUGUAUAACCUCUGAAGAACCAUGCAGCUGACUUAAAAAAUCAGCAACUUCCAUUCACUCGUGUGCAGCUUGGAGUCAAGAUUGGCGGCUUUGCACUUCCUCCGUCCGGGAGACAUGGAGCUCUCUUCCGAGGGAGAGGCGGAACACAGGCGGGAGCUGUGGAAGCUGUUGUCCAGCCUGAAGACCACAGUGGAGGGCCUCCUGUCCACAAACAACCCCAACGUCUGGUCCCGCUAUGGUGGCCUGCAGCGCCUCCACAAGGACAUGAACAACAUUCUCAGCCAUGGACUGAAGAACGAGCAGGUGUACUACAAGCAGAGAGACUACUGGCCGUUUGUGUGGUGCGUUCGCCGCAUCCGCCCUCACCUCGCUUCCCAUGUUGAACAGUUCAGCCAGCUGGAGCCGGUACUGAGCAGCAGGGUGCAGAGCGCCGGUGAGAGCUACAAGGCUGAACGUUGGCUGCUUCACAGCCUGCAGGUCCACAUGCUGUCAGCGCAGCUCAAACCUCUCCUCAGGCACGUGGGGCACACCAGAAAGUACUACCACGAUGAGGCCUUCCUGCUCAGUGAGCCGCACGUCACCGCCAUGUUCCAGUGUCUGGAAGCUGUGGAGCAGAAUAACCCCAAACUACUGGCCCAGAUAGACACAGUCGGGCUGUCCCCUCUGAAGAACCCGCCGUGCCUCGGCCUGUUGAAGAGCCAGAGCCUGUGUGUGUUGCCGGGGGCUGGCGGGGCGUGGAGACGUGCCGACUCGGCACCGGCACAAGAGUCUCUGAACCGGAGGCUCACUACGUCCCACUGCUCUCUCCGAGAUGUGACUGCCCCCACCGGCACCACCAGCGGGGACAUGGCAGCGGGCGGAUCCCCAAACAGCAACAGCACGAAUUCUACCUCAUCGGCCAGCAGUUUGGGUGCUCCCUGGGUGUGCGUGACCAGUCCUGAGGAGACCCCCCCUCCUGGCCACUCUUCCAUACCCUCCAUCUCUCUGUCAGAGUCCCCCUCUCCCUCCUCCCCUCAGCCCGACACGGGCGAUUCGGGCGACUGUGACUAUGACGACGGUCCCGAGUACCUGGCCAUCGGGAACCUGGGCCAACGCAGUCGCCGCAGCACCCAGAGUUCCACGCAGAGCAGCGAUCCCAGCGAGAGCAAGGACCCGUCCAUGCUGGGGGGUUCUCAGGCUCCCCCCGCGCCCAGGCGCUCGUCUUUUUCCGAGGGGCAGAGAGGGCCUGGCCGAGGCGCCCGGGGACACACCCGUUCCUUUUCCGACACGGGCCUUACCCAAAAACUCAGGAAAGGAACGGCGCACCGGAAAAUCACCAUAAUCAUAGAGGAUCCGGUAGCAGAAUCGACCGGCGGCGACGACGACUGCUGCAUGAAGGACUACAACCCGUUCUCACCUCAGCGCAGCGACGGCAGCGCGCCGACUUCCCGUUACAUGGAUUCUCAUGGGUCUCAGCAUAGCCGCGCUUCAGAUGGUUUGUUCAGGAAGCCGUCCGAGGGCCAGAGCCUCAUCAGCUACCUGUCGGAGCAGGACUUUGGCAGUUGCGCUGACCUCGAAAAGGAGAACGCUCACUUCAGCAUCUGCGAGUCGCUUAUCGCGGCCAUCGAGCUGAUGAAGUACAACUUGCAGCAUCAGCAGCAGGAGGGCGAGGAGGAGGGAGACAGCGACUCGGAGAUUCAGCAGCUCAAGCAGAAGAUCCGCCUGCGGAGGCAGCAGAUCCGCCGCAGCCGUCUGCCGCCCUGCACGGCCCCCCAGCACCUUUUCCACUCGACCGACAGCGGCGGCUCGAGGAGGAGCUCCCAGUCCUCCCUUCACGGCCUGUCUGAUUCCGACUCAGCUGAGGAGGUGGAGGAGUGUGAGCUACAAGAUGGCUGUGAGGGUCAGUCCCUGCUGGCGAUCUCUCAGAAUGGCCUCUCCCUGUCACUUGCCUCCCUUUUCUCAGAAGCAGACAUCAAGCGUAGUGUAAGCUCCAGCAGCAGGUCAUUUCUGAGCUCGGAGUCCAUCUCCACCUCCUUCCUCCAGUCCAACUCAGCCGAGUCGGUCGCCAUGGGUUUGCUCCGACAGUUUGAGGGCAUGCAGCUCCCCGCCGCCUCCGAGCUCGACUGGCUGGUUCCUGAGCAGGACGCCCCGCAGAAGCUGCUGCCCAUCCCCGACUCUCUGCCCAUCUCCCCCGAUGAUGGAGAGCACGCAGACGUCUACAAGCUCCGGAUUCGCGUACGCGGGAACCUGGAGUGGGCGCCGCCGCGGCCGCAGAUCAUCUUCAAUAUCCACCCGCCACCCAAGAGGAAGAUAAUAGUGGCUAAACAGAAUUACCGCUGUGCUGGCUGCGGCACCCGUGUGGACCCAGACUACAUCAAGCGACUGCGCUACUGCGAGUACAUCGGCCGGUACUUCUGCCAAUGCUGCCACGAGAACGCCCAGGCCGUUGUUCCCGGCCGCAUCCUGAUGAAGUGGGACUUCGGCAAAUACUACGUCAGCAACUUUGCCCGGGACUUGCUGAGCAAGAUCGCCGGUGACCCGCUCUUCAACCCCAAUGACAUCAACAGCGGCCUCUACAGGAAGGUGAAAGCGCUGGAGUCUGUCCGGGUUUUAAGGACACAACUCUUCCAUAUGAAAAACCUCUUCAAGACGUGUCGCUUUGCAAAGGAGGUUCUGGAACACUUGGACAGCCUUCCGGGUCACCUGACCGAGGACCUCCACCUGUUCUCCCUGAACGACCUCACGUCCGUGCGCAGCGGGGAGCUGGCCCCCCGAAUGAAGGAGCUUCUGAAGCGGGGCACCAUGCACGUAGCGGGCUGUGUGCUGUGCCAGGCCAAAGGCUUCGUGUGCGAGUUCUGCGGCAACGAAAAAGACAUCAUCUUCCCCUUCCAACUGAGCAAGUGCCAGCGCUGCGAAGAGUGCCACGCGUGUUACCACCGCGCCUGCUUCAAGGCCAGCAGCGACUGUCCUCGAUGUCGGAGGCUGGCGGAGCGGCGAGAGAGGAUGGCGCGCAGGAACAUGGAGGAGCAAGAAGACGAGGGCGGCGGGACGUAGCGUGGAGGCAAGAAGACGAAGAGCACAAUGUGAUUGCUGUGUCUGACUAACUGCUGUUUCCUGUUAGCACCUUUCACUUAGCACUGGAGGACCUGUCCACUGGGGGGGGGGG
Molecule: messenger RNA, 3263 nt
Organism: Doryrhamphus excisus (bluestripe pipefish)
Lineage: Eukaryota; Metazoa; Chordata; Actinopteri; Syngnathiformes; Syngnathidae
Gene: rubcn
Product: rubicon autophagy regulator
Biological process (GO): negative regulation of autophagosome maturation; negative regulation of endocytosis
Cellular component (GO): late endosome; early endosome
Molecular function (GO): phosphatidylinositol phosphate binding
Source: RefSeq, a predicted model, not a curated record